Fonsecaea multimorphosa CBS 102226 is the source of this 927-nucleotide messenger RNA. RefSeq lists its product as uncharacterized. The record is from RefSeq and is a predicted model, not a curated record. Gene Ontology annotation, biological process: nucleoside phosphate metabolic process; ribose phosphate metabolic process. Gene Ontology annotation, molecular function: ADP-glucose pyrophosphatase activity; ADP-ribose pyrophosphatase activity. The coding region runs from base 1 to 927 and encodes 308 amino acids. The transcript has a single exon. NCBI's taxonomy places the organism in Eukaryota, Fungi, Ascomycota, Eurotiomycetes, Chaetothyriales, Herpotrichiellaceae.
AUGUCGUCGUCAACCACCACCACCUUCACUCUCCCCAACACUCCCUCCAACAUCCCAAUAACCCACCCCUCCACACUCACCCAGGACCAACUUCUCGCCUUCCCAGCCUUCAAGACCUGGCUGAGCACACUGCAAAGGAGCCUCUCGCUCCAGCACACCUCACCAUCCCACCCGUUCCACGAGUCAGCCUACGCUCUGAGAUCCAUCGAGAUCCAAUCCGUCGACUUCUUCUCGGGCCACCGUCUGGGUUUCCUCAAGUUGAAGGCCACCGUGACAAACGACAAGGGCGAGUCUUUGCCGGGAUCGGUGUUUAUGCGAGGCGGGAGUGUUGCCAUGCUGAUCAUCCUGACACCGUCUGGACAACCAUCCUCGAGGACGACGACAACGACAACGUCCAAGGAACCGCCCCAGCCAGAAGACGACGACGACGAAGAGUACGCAAUUCUGACAAUCCAGCCCCGCAUCCCAGCCGGCUCGCUCGCCUUCGCCGAACUGCCCGCCGGCAUGAUCGACGACAGCGGCACGUUCGCGGGGGCGGCCGCCAAGGAAAUCCACGAGGAAACAGGUCUGGAGAUUUCCACCGACGAACUCAUCGACAUGACGCAACUCGCCGCCUCCUCGCUCUCGCUCUCCCUCACUGACACUCGGGAGAAGAGUGGCUCGGAAGAAGAACAGCUACAGUCCGCCAUCUACCCGUCCCCAGGCGGCUCCGACGAGUUCAUCCCCAUCUUCCUCGCCCGCAAGACCCUCCCGCGCCACCAGAUCGAGGCGUUAAAGGGCAAAUUGACCGGCUUGAGGGACCACGGCGAGAAAAUCACGUUGAAGAUCGUCAAGUUAAACGACGUGUGGAAGGUCGCGUGGAGAGAUGGCAAGACCUUGGCAGCCAUGGCGCUCUAUCAGGGCUUGAAGGGGGAGGGAAAGCUGUGA